Molecule: messenger RNA, 4479 nt
Organism: Anguilla rostrata (American eel)
Lineage: Eukaryota; Metazoa; Chordata; Actinopteri; Anguilliformes; Anguillidae
Product: ectonucleotide pyrophosphatase/phosphodiesterase family member 2-like
Exons: 25
Coding region: 247-2802 (851 amino acids)
Biological process (GO): phosphatidylcholine catabolic process; immune response
Molecular function (GO): polysaccharide binding; zinc ion binding; scavenger receptor activity
Source: RefSeq, a predicted model, not a curated record
AGGAGCAAACCCGCAGCUGAGUGCUGACUUCGUCCAAAGAACAUCUGAUCGACCAAUAGCACCAUUGUCCCCGAGGGCAGCUGUCACCAUUACUUCAUCCGCAUUGGUUAACAGUAAAAAGCGAAUUUAACAAGGUAAACAACGGAAUUGAGCGGGCUGACCAUCGGUUUGGGAAGUUUUUUGGAUUGGGAACAAGUCAAAAACAACCUCCGCGGGAGUGAGAAAGGAAGAGACCAGUGCUGGACAAUGAUACUGGGGAAAUUGGUGUUCCAUACCUUUUCAUACCUUGCUGGUUGCAGUCUUUGUGUGGGAUAUGUUUUUCAAGCAAGACGACCAGGAGAAUGGGAUGAAAAUCCACAUGCUAAAGUUCCCUCAGACUCCCCAUGGAUAAAAUCAUCUGGAUCAUGCAGGGGAAGAUGCUUUGAGCUGCAUGAAGCUGAACCUCCACACUGUCGCUGUGACAAUUUAUGCAAAACCUACAUCAGCUGUUGCCAAGAUUUUGACGAGCACUGCUUGAAAACCGCGGGAGGGUUCGAGUGCACUAAGGAGAGGUGUGGGGAAAUUCGCAAUGAGGACCACGCCUGCCACUGCUCUGAGGACUGCCUCCUUAAUGGAGACUGCUGCACUAAUUACAGGGCCAUAUGCGAAGAGGGGGAGACUCCAUGGGUGCAGGAUGAGUGUGAAGAGAUUGACACCCCAGAUUGUCCUGCUGGUUUCAUUCGGCCCCCUUUGAUUAUGCUGUCUGUGGAUGGAUUCCGGGCCUCCUACAUGAAAAAGGGCAACACCGUGAUCCCCAACUUUGAAAAACUGAGAACAUGUGGCACUCAUGCACCUUAUAUGAGACCUGUGUACCCCAGCAAAACCUUCCCAAAUUUGUAUACACUCGCUACGGGCCUUUAUCCGGAAUCCCACGGGAUAGUUGGCAAUUCCAUGUACGACCCUGUGUUUGAAGCCACCUUUAACCUGCGGGGCAGAGAGAAACUGAAUCAUCGUUGGUGGGGAGGUCAGCCGAUCUGGAUCACAGCAGUGAAGCAAGGAGUGAAGGCUGGAACCUUUUUCUGGCCCAUGGUGAUUCCCAUGGAGAGGCGCAUACUGACCAUACUGCAGUGGCUAAAUCUUACUGAUGACCAGAGGCCCUAUGUGUAUGCUGUCCACUCGGAGCAACCGGACACCUUCGGCCACAGGCUGGGGCCCUUGAGCAAAGAGCUGAACAAUCCACUGAGAGAAAUUGAUAAGAUCGUUGGGCAGCUGAUGGACGGGCUGAAACAGAUGAAUCUGCACCGCUGUGUGAACAUCAUUCUGGUGGGAGACCAUGGAAUGGAAGAGGCCCACUGUGACAGAACAGAGUUCUUGAGCUCAUAUCCGCUGAAUGUGGAUGACAUCUUUUUGAUCCCUGGAUCUCUAGGAAGAAUUCGCCCCCGAUUUCCCAGCACCUCCAAAUAUGACCCGAAAGCAAUUGUUGCAAAUCUUACAUGUAAGAUGCCAAACCAGCACUUUAAGCCAUACCUGAAACAACACCUUCCCAAACGUUUGCACUACGCCAACAACCGGAGAAUCGAGGAUGUACAUUUGCUGGUGGAGAGAAAGUGGCAUGUUGCAAGAAAAACUCCUGAAGGCAAGAAGCAUCCUGGGAAAUGUGGUUUCAAUGGUGACCAUGGCUAUGACAACAAGAUCCACAGCAUGCGGACAAUCUUUAUGGGACAUGGACCAAGCUUCAAAUUCAAGACACAAGUGCCAGCUUUUGAGAACAUUGAACUAUACAAUGUCAUGUGUGAUCUCCUGGGCUUAAAUCCUGCUCCUAACAAUGGGACUCAUGGCAGCCUCAACAACAUAUUAAAAAGCCCCUCCCACAUCCCCACCCAGCCGUUGGAAGUGUCCGAGCCCUCCCCCUUAGACCCCGCCUCCGCUGUCACCGACGACCUCGGGUGUAGCUGUGACGACCAGAAUGAAGUGGAAGGGCUCAGUCAGAGCCUCAUGGAAGCAACAAACGAUACCGGAAAUCUCCCGUACGGCCGACCGGCCGUUCUUUUCCAAACGAACUACAGCCUUCUGCACCACCUAGACUUUAUCAGCGGCUACAGCGAAUCGCUGGCCAUGCCCCUCUGGACGUCAUACACGGUUCCUAACCAGGUGAACAUCACGCCGCUCCCCGAGUCUUUCAGCCACUGCAGGAGGCCUGACGUCCGCAUAAACCCGACCUACAGUCAGUCCUGCGCCGGCUACGACUCCGACCCAAGCCUCUCCUUCAGCUUCCUCUUCCCCCCUGAACUGGCCUCAUCCCCUGACACAAAAUACGACGCCGAGCUGAUCACAAACACAGUUCCAAUGUACCCCGCGUUUAAGAAGGUGUGGAACUACUUCCAGAGGACACUGGUGAGGCGGUACGCCAGUGAGAGAAACGGGGUCAAUAUCAUCAGCGGCCCCAUAUUCGACUACGACUAUGAUGGCCUCCGUGACUCAGCUGAGAAGAUGGAACAGUUCGCGAGCGGCCCCGUGCCCGUCCCCACGCACUACUACAGCGUGGUCACCAGCUGCCUGGACUACACGCAGGACGUGGACACCUGCGGCGGCCCGCUCAGCGUCUUCUCCUUCAUCCUCCCGCACCGGCCGGAGAACGACGAGAGCUGCAACAGCUCGGACGAGGAGUUCACGUGGGUUGAGGAGCUGAUAAAGAUGCACACGGCUCGGGUGCGGGACAUCGAGAUACUCACAGGCCUGGACUUCUACCGCCAGACCAGCCAGAGUUACACAGACAUCCUUUCCUUAAAGACUUAUUUGCACACGUAUGAAGACGAGGACUGAAGCUCUCUCGCCCUGGUACAUCUUUGAUGGCAAGCUGUAUAUUUGUUUGUUUUGUUUUUUUUAAAUGUAAUUUUACAUGUUUGUAUUCCUUAGAAGUGCCAGUAAGUAUUGUAAUCCCAUGUAACCCCCCCCCCACACACACACACACACCUUUUGUUUUUUAACAAAUAACAAGAUUAAUUUUAUUAUUUGCAACUGUCUUUUUAAAAUUGCGGUCUGAAUGUUUGUGACAGGUUUCUGAUUAGUCAUUGGAAGCUUCAAUAGGACUCAAUGGGAUGGGAGUAAACUCCCAUCACACUGAAUGCUGUACUGUAAACCACAACGGAACUGUAUCUAAGACUUUUACCACGUACUACCAACUGUGUGAUUUUCUACAUCCACAAAGUUGCGUCACAGCGAACGAAAAUGUUCACUGUUAUUAGUACUAAUAUUUGCUCGUCAGACAAGCUUUCCAUACGCGAAUGGUGGAUUCGCUCUUGAUGGUGUGGGCUUCUACUGAAGACUGAAUGCUAAUUUCUUUUGUAUCUGGUGGCCAGUUAAACUUGAUUCCCUAUAUUCUUGAUUUUUGAAGUGAAGCUGCCCUGCAUAUUAUGGCCCAAUAGUAGUACUGUUCAUCAUGGCUGCUGAAAAGCCACACAGGGCUCUUGACUGAGAUAUACUAUAUGAUUCUCACCACUUUCUGAUCUUAUGAUUAUCAGUUGAUACGUACUAUAGUAGUUCUUGCGUAUCUGGAAGAAGAAAAAAAAAAGGUACUUUUAAAUCCCUUUUAGUGUUUUUUUAGUUAGAAGUAGCAAGGAAAUACCUUCAGCUCAGUGGCUCUAACAAAGCUCAUUUUUAAAGGCUCGGCAGGACCAGACUACAGUCUGGUGUUAUUGUAUUAAUAGCGCAUGCUAGGCGCUUUCUUAGGAAGAGUGCUACACAGAGACCACUGGCUCGUUUAUUUAUUUUCACUCUGUGCUAACGUUACUUGACGAUAUUGUGUAAUUAAGCAUGUGGUACCACAGUGUCUGUUUCCGCAUUACUACACGGCACAGCUGCCUGUGAGUAUUUGCAGAGCUACGAUUGUGGCAUUCUGUCUUGUGCUUAUUUUAUACUGGUUCCUCACACAGGCUUUUCUACAUAUGGUAAUAACAGUCUCCCCUAAAUUUGAGCUAAAAAAAUAAUGAACCUUGUGACAGGUGAAGCUGUCAAUCACUGUCUCAAACCAAUCAAAAGAUGGCGGUCACCAAAGAGGAACACUUAAUUGGUUAAAAUCAGCGGAACAUUGACAGGAUGUUGAAGGCUCCACCCAUCAGUCGGACAGAUUAUUUUACAGUCUUUAAAAGCUUACAUUACUCAUGACGGUUACUCACUGAAUGUGUUCAAUUUAUAUAUAAGUAUGCAUAUAUAUACACAUGCAAAUCCGGACCAUUUUGCGGCGCUUCCGUAAGUGAUUGUGUUGUUUUUGCAAUGUAAUUGUUAUUGGAGAUUAAGUUUAUAUCUAGCUCCUGGUAAGAGUGUUCAACAGUACAUAAGUCUAAUUACAUUGUUUACAUUCAAUGUAAAUUUGAGGAUGUUUGCCACAGCCUAGUAACACUGAUGUUUUGCUUAUAAUACCAGCUGUGUGAUCAACAUAUUUAUGCCUUAUGUAGAACCAUGAAAUUGUAUCACAAUAAACCAGAUUUUUAUUCAGUUUAA